AUGGUCCAAGCUAAGAUUAUUACUGUAGCUUUGGCUGCUUGCUUUUUUGAAAGUGUCUAUGCUGGUGCUUGCAAACCUAGAUCAUCAUUGUCUACCGAGGGUCAACCCAUCUCGAGCACUGUCGCUUCUGGUGCUUCGAGCAUUGCGACCGAAACAUCAACCAUGGCGGAGACUUUCACAACAGCUGAGACAUCUACCCUUGCCAUCACCACCACCUCUCAAUUCCUCGAGCCGUCAUCUACCACUUCCGAUUCGUCCACCACGACCACUGCAGCACCAGCUGAUCCCGUCUGUGGUCAACAUGGUACAUGCUCUCCUGCUAGCGAUGGCUGCAGAAGUCGCAUCGCCUCGAACUCUGCACUCUAUCUUGGAGAAUGUCAAGAUAUUUGCCGCGCCGACGCCAAUUGCAAGUCUAUAAUAUACGACACCCAGAAUGGGAAUUGCUUCCUCAACGCCAAUAUUGCUCAAGACUCGGGAUUCUACCAACAAUCCUCCCCACGGGUUGAGUGGUACGACAACGCUUGCGAUAUUGAGAAGCGCGAGCCUGACCCCAUCUGCGGUGCUUAUGGAGAGUGCAAUCAGAGCAAAUGCCAGCCUAUGGCUGUUUCGGGCUUCUAUACAGCCGAGACCUGCCAGCAGUCAUGCGCUAGCGACCCCAACUGCGGAUCUUUCAUCUUUUUCCCUUCUUUCCAAGGUUGCUAUACUCUUGAAAAGUCUCUGUUCAAGUCUGGGUUCUACGAAAAGCAGACAUCUAUUGGCCUGUGGUUUGACCGCGCCUGCAACGUCCAGGUGGCUGAGCCAGUGAAACUCUAG
Messenger RNA from Fusarium poae, 813 nucleotides. RefSeq lists its product as uncharacterized. Lineage: Eukaryota; Fungi; Ascomycota; Sordariomycetes; Hypocreales; Nectriaceae. Bases 1 to 813 code for a protein of 270 amino acids. The transcript has a single exon. The record is from RefSeq and is a predicted model, not a curated record.